Molecule: messenger RNA, 1957 nt
Organism: Mycena citricolor
Lineage: Eukaryota; Fungi; Basidiomycota; Agaricomycetes; Agaricales; Mycenaceae
Source: the annotation of a GenBank genome assembly
CCCAGAGCCAUUCCGCUUUCCAGUCUCGUUCGACCGCUCGUUAGCAACUUCAUGAAGACACGCGCACGCUCUCUCAUCAGGCAGUCCUGCUGGACACAGCAGCUGGGUGUCGCUACUCGAGUCAGCGACGACUUCUUUUUUCUUGCAGAGCACAAAGGACAUGUGCGAAGAGAGCCUCAUAAAUGAGCUUUCAUUCCGCAGCCAACGCAUGGUACAGUCCUCGGCCUCUCGCCAGCCCUCCCUCUGAACAAGACAUCCUUCGAGACCCAUGGCUCAUCGACAGCGAAGAUGCUAUGCCCUCAUGCCCGCCUUCGUGCGCUUGUUAUACAUGCAUGCACACGUCCGAUUCCGGCCGCGUUCUCCGUGUCCGCAAGCCUUCGAGCAGAUGACGCGCAGACCGACCUGGGUCAUCCUUGGAAGACAGUACUCACGCGCGUCUGGACGACGAGACUGUUUCCAUUGGGGCACUUCCCCUACAUUCGUUCCGGGCUCAUCGUCAAUCGGACAAGCUUCUUAUUCGGAUGUGCACCAGGUAUUAACCCCCCGCUCUACCGACUCUGUCUUCAAUGUAUGCCGCAGUCUUUUCGAAUGUCGUUGCAAUCUUUCCGCCCAGGCGCGCGCACACAACAAGAUGUCAAGACACAUGAUCCACUUGAGGAUUGGAACGCGCCCUUUGCAGCUGACAGUAUAUGGGUCCCAAACAUCGCUCUCACACAUCCAACUCUUCCGCAGAUAGAAUCACCGACUGGGCCUUCCCCACAUUCGUGUGAAUCCCGCCCUGUGCACUUGCAUUCAGCUGAAACAUCGUCGGACGAGAAUGUCACGUUCCGUUUGCCUAAAACAACGACGUCAUCCCAUGGGAGCAGACGAAGAUCGACGCGGAUGCAAGGUUAGGGGCUCGCGCAUCACCCAGUGUCUGAGACUUGCUCAUCGACAUAAAUUUCGAGCCUGAACCAUGGUCAAGCCCAUACCAAUCUCACACUCCAACCACAAUGUUCUCUGCACUUGCAUCCAUGCCUGCGACCGAGAUGGCCCUCCCGAGGACCUUCCCGCUCUUCUUGUUGCCGAGGCACAUUUCCACUACCCCCUCGAAGAAGGCUUCCGCCAUCCGGAAGGCUUCCAUCUCAUCUGUGGACUCGCAUGUCUCCUCGUCCACGUCCUCAUCUGAGGCGUCAUCCGAGGUCGAGAUGCCGACAGCGAGCGCAGUUGCAACCAGGACCUUCUUCGAGCGCGAAGCAGUGCUGACGGAGGAUCAACUCCGCAAUCCUCCUACCGCACUCACAGAUGACUUGACUGCUGCCUUGCACAUCAAGUCACCUGCGUCGCAGAGUGCUGCCAUCGGCGCCUGCUUUUGCAGGGAAGUCAUCCUGACCGAGGAGGAUUUGAAACAAUCACCCUCUCCACCCAAAUCUCCUCGCUUCCGAAACAUGCUUUCCCGUUUUGCCCGCCGUAGGAGGUCGUCGUGUUAGAGGCCGACUCCGUUCGAUCCUUCGAUCCUCGUCCGGGACGUGCCGCUCGUCGUCGAGCGCGUCGGUGUGUUGCUCCUUGUCAAAGGACCGACACCUGCUGUCCCGGCAGCGGUCAGACGGAGUCGGCGUAGCUCGCUGCUCGUCAGGAGCACGGCCAAAUCCGACGCUGUGUGCAAAGGGUGGUGACUCGGAAUUACCUAGCGCACCACUUUGUUUCACAUAAAUCCCAAAAAAAAAUCAUUCCAUCUCCACGACGCCUGUGAGAUUUCGUUGUACGACAUGAUGAGACAUUCUCUUUUACGCCUAAAUCAGUUUCUCCUCGCCACUCUCUUUCCCUGAGUUUACCAGUUAUACCCUGCAUCAGUGUCUGCUGCAACCCCCGUUCCGCCGAUCUCGACAUCAAGGCCAAGUUGAUAGCCUCGUGAAUUAUCUGACUUGGCCCUCUCAACGGUCUAACUAGGCUAGCGGACCUGCGUCGCCAGGAUUAU